Cicer arietinum (chickpea) is the source of this 1052-nucleotide messenger RNA. RefSeq lists its product as uncharacterized. Gene Ontology annotation, molecular function: ribonucleoside triphosphate phosphatase activity. The record is from RefSeq and is a predicted model, not a curated record. NCBI's taxonomy places the organism in Eukaryota, Viridiplantae, Streptophyta, Magnoliopsida, Fabales, Fabaceae.
UUAGGCCUGAAAAUAUUAUUCUUGUUAAAUAAGUUAGACCAAACCACAAUUAGGCAAAAGUGUAACCUUAGCAGUGAAGCUGAGAAACAGAAACAAUGGCUGGUAUAGGAAAAUGCUUCCUAGUGACAGGUCCUCCAGGUGUGGGAAAAACCACUCUUAUUAUGAAACUGUUCGAGACCAUCAAAGCCUCCAAUUCAACCCUCAAGGUUCAAGGUUUCUACACUCGUGAAGUUAGAGUUGCAAGUGAGAGGGUUGGUUUUGAAGUUGUUACUCUUGAUGGUCGCACAUGCCCACUUGCCUCAUCCAACUUUUCAAGCCAAGAGUCUCACAGAUGGCCUAAUGUUGGGAAGUAUAAAGUUGAUGUAGCAUCUUUUGAGUCACUAGCACUGCCUGAGUUGCAGGUUAGAGAAGACACCGAUCUUUUCGUCAUUGAUGAAGUUGGGAAGAUGGAGUUAUACAGUUCCUCAUUCUUCCCUGCAGUUCUAAAAGUUUUGGACUCAAAUAUCCCAAUUUUGGCUUCCAUUCCAGUUCCAAAAUUUGGCAGAGAUAUACCGGAAGUUGCAAGAUUGAGGAAUCAUGCAGGAGCAACUUGUUUUACAUUGAGUGUUGGUAACAGAGAUGCUGUUAGAGAACAGAUACGCUCGCAUUUGGAAGAUCUGUUGAUAAAGCACUAGUCAUUGCAAACUUGCUUUCUGCCGAUUUAGUGACACAUGUUACCUGUUGCGCCAGAUUUGUUGUGAUUAGUAUUCAUAUUUCAUAAUCAAAUGCUAGUCUUUUAAUAUAUCCUUACAUUGGACGAAGAAGAAAAUCCAUAUUUCUUUUUAAUUUGAUUGACUGCACCAGCUUUCUCAUCUUGUUGCUCUUCCUUCUCUGGUACUCUCUGGUUGUUUCCCUUCAUCUCUCUCACUCUUCCUGUAUAUUGGAUGCCCAAUAAAAUUAGCUAGUAUAUAUUAAAUCUCUUUAUCAUCUCCCUUUUUUCUUCUUCUUGUAAGCAAAAUAUCUUCUACUUAACUUGGUAUUUCUCCAAAUAAAUGUAAAUCAUACUUGAGUUA